AUGGGCAGCGCCCGUCGCUCUCGCUGCGAGCCGCGGCGCCUCGGACCCGGGGCGCUGCCCGUCGCCCGCUGUCAGCGCGGCUCCCAAGCGCAGCCCGCCGUGCGCUCACGGCCGGCCCCGGAGCAGCGCGGCGCGGCGCCCCCUCGCGGCCACACGGGGAAGUGCGGGCCGCGCGGGCCGCGGGGUGGGGCUGCGGGCGCCCUGGCCAAGCAGCGCCCUUGCAGCUCCUCUCCUGGGGCCUCCGGUUCCGCGGGCCGCCCUGCCCACGCGCCUCUCCUCUGCUCCAAGCCUCAGGGUCAAGGCCGAGCGUCUAGCCCUGCGUUCAGGGCCCUCCUUUGCUGCUCACCUCCCACCCCUGUGGCCAAGACCCACUAUGAGCAUCAUUCGCUGCUCCCCCGAGCGUGGCUCCUGCUGGACUCUGCACCCGAACUGCCCCUCACUGACUUCCUCACCUGGCAAAGCUCUGAAUGGUGGAGAGAACCUGAAGAGGAUCUGGUGAACUUCCUCAACUGGCUCCAAGUGGACGUUGAAAGCUUCCUGGUUUAUUCCAACAUAGACGUCAGGACAGCAGUCCUCUGUAUCAGUUGUAACCUGACCAAUGAGAUGUGGCAGCAAACCCAACCCAAACAGCUCAAGCAAAAAUAAUUUAUUGGCUCAUGAAGCAUUUUUUUUUUUAAGCCAGGGCAUGCUGCUUUCAGGAAUAGCUAGAUCCAGGUGCUGAAACAAUAUGAAUAGGAAUCUACCUCUCCCAUCUCUUAGACCCGCUGUAGCAGAAUGGCCCUCAGCAGCCUUGGGUUGACACCCUCAGAAAGAGCAUACCUGCCUGAUAGUUCUGGUGAGAGCCCGGGCUGCCACACACAGGCUCAGAGGAGCCUGGCUCAGGCCAUUUCCAGAGACCUGGACAGUGAGGAUCACAGGCCUGGGUGUUGCCUCCCUGGAGCUGGGGUGAAUUUAGGUCUGUGUCAACCCUGAGAAUGGAUGGAGUAGGGCUCUGUCUGCUCCAAGCGUGUCUUGAGGGCUGUUUCCAGAAUGCUGGACAAGUGAAAACAACAGAGUCCAGCCUGUGGCUUGCAUAGUUGGGGAAACUGAGGCCUGGAGUGAGCAGGUGCCUGCCUGGGGUGCAGGCACCCCAGGGUUGUGGCUUGGUUGGACUGGCAGGGAGGCAACAGGGC
Felis catus (domestic cat) is the source of this 1172-nucleotide messenger RNA. RefSeq lists its product as uncharacterized. The record is from RefSeq and is a predicted model, not a curated record. The transcript is spliced from 2 exons. Bases 1 to 645 code for a protein of 214 amino acids. NCBI's taxonomy places the organism in Eukaryota, Metazoa, Chordata, Mammalia, Carnivora, Felidae.